AUGACACUCAUCACCAUACAUCCAUACAAAAUUGGAUUUCUCUCGACAACACGUGUGAGGUGUUGUGAUGCUUUGCCCGAUGAGCUAACUGGUUUUGAACAAGUAAACUACAGGGACAUUCUUGAUGAUGUACUAGGUCAGAUUCUCGAAGUAACCCCCAUUGAAGUUGUAUCAGCUGAUGGGAAAGACACUGCCCCUAACAGUGUUGAGCCGGCCCUGGAUGAAUGUCUGCCGAUGGUGUUAUGGGGUAACUUUGCUACUGAUGUCAGUGAGGCUAUUGAAAGAGGCGGUGAUAAUGCAAUAGUUUGUGUUUUGCGGUUGCCGAAGGAUGAACUUCCAUUUGCUGUUGUUCAACCUAAGCCGCUUAUGCUGACAAAUGGAGUUGGGGAUAAAAAUGAUUUUUUUUUCAACACUCCUAGGAAAACCAUAUCUCAGAUGGUUGAAUUGAACCGGGUUGAGCAGUGUAUUGUGAUGUGCACAAUAGCAGCUAUUGAUUCCGAUAUGGGUUGGUAUUAUUUGAGUUGCAAUGUGUGUUCGAAGAAGGUAUUGAAUGUGCCUAAUGACACCAUUGACGAUGGAGAAGAUGAUGAUAAACUGGGAUUCCACUACUACUGCGGCAAAUGCAAGGUGAAUAACCCAAAAUACAAGUUGCAUUUGGUUGUGCUAGACAAUACCAGCAAUGCAAAUUUUUUACUAUUUGACAAUCUUGCACUCCAGUUACUUCAUCACCCUUGCAAUGAGCUAACUGGAACUAAUAUUGAUGAGAUGCAAGACCCGGCUGAUAUUCCUUUGGCACUCAAAGAUUUAGUAGGUAAAACCUAUCUAUUCAAGGUUGGCAUUGAGAAAGAAAAUUUUCUCUACAAGAAUGACACUUACAAAGUCUUGAAAAUUGUGGCCAACAUUGAGAUGGUUACCGAGUUUGAGGACUUGAGUCAACCAAAGGGAGAAGUGAAUACUUUGUCUUUGGAAAACUCUUUAAUUUCAGAUGGACCAGAGAGGUCCUUAAUGUUGUCUGGAGGGUCGUCCCAAGAAGCUGAAGCUAACGCACUCACUCCUGCUAAACGCCGAGGAACAACCGUUUUUAACUUGGAGGAACACUAUGAUGAGAAUUCGGUGAUAAGGAAUUCAUGUUCAACUCGGAUCAAAAAGUAG
Brassica napus (rape) is the source of this 1152-nucleotide messenger RNA. RefSeq lists its product as uncharacterized. Bases 1 to 1152 code for a protein of 383 amino acids. The transcript has 9 exons. Lineage: Eukaryota; Viridiplantae; Streptophyta; Magnoliopsida; Brassicales; Brassicaceae. The record is from RefSeq and is a predicted model, not a curated record.